AGAAACAAAGAAAACAAAGAAAAGACUAUUUCAUGUCAAAAUGAAAACUGAUUUUUGCCAAACAGUGUCAAUUAAUUAAAAACUGAAAAUAAGUAUUCACUCCCAUUUCGUCAGUAUGUAGUAGAUGCACCUUUGGCUGCAAUUGCAUCAUUGAGAGUUAGACACCAGAAACUGUAUGUUCAGCAAGAAGUAAACUGUCAAAAAGCUUCUUCCCAUUUACAUUUCAAAGAGUGACUGUCAGCUGAAGGCAGGGUGAUGUGCCAUACAGUUUGUGGUUAAUGGGCUGAGUUCAGAGAAGUAUAAAAAAAGGUGUAUAGCUUCCCCUCAUGCCCCACAAUAACACCACAUGCAGUUUUAAAAAAAGAUCAGCUGUGAAUUGAACAAAAAAAGUAUGGAAACUUUGGUUUUACAUGUAAUUUUGGUUUUAGUUCAACGUACUUUACAUUCUGUCAUCCGUACAUGAAGUAAUGUCUUCUGAAAUCAUAACCAUAUUUUACAUAAUCUUGACAUAUUGUGAAUCUUUUCAAUUCCUCUACACACGCAUUGUAAACAAUAAGAAACAUUUUGAUUGCCAUUCAACACAGCAUCAGGUCUUGUCAAGAUAUUUAACAUGUUUGCAAGUUCUUUCAAUUCCUUAAACCUUCCGUCACUUUUCAGCACAAAUCAGCAGUUCAAAUUCAUGCUGAGAAGACACGCAUCUGACUGUGGUUUACCAACACAUUUCCUGUUGCUUCAACAAGAAAAAAAGCAGAUGAACAGGAAAAGCUGUUCUCCUGAGGUGCGUUUAGAAAUGAAUUUGUCACACACGCCCAACUCAACUGCAGUUUGUUUCCUUUAAUGAGCUUCGCUGCACAGCAGAUAUGACUCAAGUCAGCAACGCAGACUCUUCAUGUAAGGUUCGAUGGAAAAUGUGGCUUUUCAAGGUCUUCAUUGUCACAUAUCUGACUGCUGUUUGUGCUGCUCAGGAUGAACCGGAUGCCACCUUCGUACCCACGUAUGCCCCUCCAGUCACUGCUCAGCAGGAAGUGAUCACUCGCUAUGUGCCUCCUGUACCAAUACUGCAGCAAAAUUCAGGCUGGUUGGAAGUCUUCCCUUCUGAGAAAGUGGAGUUUAGUUGUUCUAUUAGUGAUAGCUCUGACUGGACCUUCAUCUGGUACAAAAAUGGAGACAAAAUGGAUGCAGAUGCAAAUUUGGCUUUCUCUGGAGAUGGAAUGGUGCUUACAAUCACUGCACCAACAAAUUCAGGAAAAUAUACCUGUAAAGGUCAGCACAAAACAAAAGGUGUCACAACUGAAAGUAGUAACUCCCUCGAACUCAAAGUUCAUGCAAACCGGCCCAAGCCCAAGGUGAGCCGAAGUUCAAACUAUCAGGAGAUGUUCCGUGGAGAAUCUAUCACCUUCCAAUGCUCGGUCGAUGUGUCCGUUGGAUGGGAAUAUCUGUGGUACCGUAAUGGACAAGAAAUUCCUGCAGCUAACGACAAUAAGUAUACAAUAACGUCUGUGACUCACUCUGACAAUGGAAAGUACCGCUGCAAAUCCAAGAGGGGAAAAGACAAAUUCUUCACAGAGGAGAGUGAACCUACACUUCUUCGUAUCUCUGACCCACCUACACCAACUCUGAAGCUGCUCAGUACCUGGUCAGAUGUGUUUGUUAACGAGACAGUGGAGUUCGGAUGUGAAGUCAGCAGCUCUGACUGGACGUUCACAUGGUACAGAAAUAAUGUGAAGCUCCAAGAGGACGCAUACACGAUCGUGGAUGAAGAGGGAUUAACGCUCAACAUCACAGUCACCACAGCACAUCGAGGAGACUAUACCUGCAGAGCUCACCACAUAUCCAGAAACGUCGCCUCUGAAUCCAGUAACAGCGUUACCAUCAAAGUCUAUGAUAAUGUACCGACAGCAACACUGAGCAAGGAUGGUUUCAACCCAAUGUAUGUCGGAGAAACAGUGAACUUCACUUGCAAAGUUACUGUGUCCUCUGGCUGGACGUAUCAGUGGUACAAGGAUGAAAAUGAGCUACCUGACACUAGCGAAACCAUCAGCGUCUUUCUUGGUCUUUCUGACAAAGGGAGUUAUUCUUGCAGGGGCAUCAGAGGGGACGUGCCAACAACAACAAACUCUAGUGAGAAAACACAACAAGAUGUUCUUGAAAUCCCUGUUCCAUCUUUGAAGAAAGUAACCCAGUGGUUGGAUGUGUUCCCCACUGAGGGUGUGGAGCUGAGCUGUGAGAUGCAAAGUGGCUCAGGCUGGACAUAUACAUGGUACAAAGAUAAAGUGGAGGUCCAGGCUAAUAAUACAGUGCUUUUUGGCUUGAAUAGAGCAACUCUUUUCAUCAACUCUACUGUAUCGGAUAAACAUAACGGACUAUAUGAGUGUAAAGGCCAUCUCCAGGACAGGACUGUCAAAAGCAUCUCAAGUUCUCCGCUUCGUCUCAUGGUGUAUGAUAAGAAACCAGAUGUCAUACUGACACAGGACCCUGAGUACAAGGUGAUGUUUCCUGGAGAAUCCGUCUCCUUCAGCUGUCACAUUAAUGUCUCCUCUGGAUGGGAGUACCUGUGGUUCAAAGAUGGCAGUCCACUUGUUGGAUCAGAAAGCAAAUAUCCUAUCAACCCUGUUGGAGCAACAAGUGGAGGAUCAUAUACAUGCCGAGUUAAAAGAGGCAGUAAUCGCAACUUCACCACUGAUUCAAGUCAGGCUUUACAUCUUGAGGUUGACGAGAAAAAGCCAAAGCCCUUGAUGACUCAACAGCCAGAUGCUGAUAAGCUCUACACUGGAGAGCCAGUGUCCUUUGAAUGCAAAGUUACAAUCUCAUCUGGUUGGACCUAUCACUGGUACAAAGAUGGAGCAUCUCUCCUUAGCGACAGCAGCAGUUUCCGAAUUGAUAAUGCCACUUUACUGAACAAUGGGAAUUAUGAGUGCAAGGCCAUAAGAAGCAGAACAAUGUUCAACACAGAGCGCAGUGAUGGACGGACUUUACUCAUAUCUGAAAUCCCUGUUCCAUCUUUAAAGAAGGUAACCCAGUGGUUGGAUGUGUUCCCCACUGAGGGUGUGAAGUUUAGCUGUGAGAUGCCUACCAGCUCUGACUGGACAUAUACGUGGUACAAAGAUACAAAGGUCCAGACUAAUGCGAGUAUGACUUAUGGCCAAGACAAAUCUACUCUUACUAUCCAUUCUGCUUCACCCUCGCACCGCGGAAAUUACAGUUGCUCGGCAAAACUGAAGAUCAGAUCUGUCAAGACCAGCCGCAGUUCUGAACUAAGACUGGAUGUUUAUGAUACAAAACCCCAAGUUACACUGAUGCAGACUCCUGAGCACAGUUUGAUGCACACUGAAGAUGAGGUCUCCUUCAGCUGUCACAUUAAUGUCUCCUCUGGAUGGGAGUUCCUGUGGUUCAAAGACGGCAAUAAACUUCACAUUUCUGAACUCAGUCAUAGCAUCGGUUCUGUCACGAGGGCAAACGCUGGAUUAUAUAAAUGCGAGGCUAGAAGAGGAACAGAAAUGGUCUUCAACAAAACUAGUCAGGAUCUCAAGCUUGACAUUGAAGAGCGCCCACAGGCUAGUAUAACCCUGUUAACUGGAUGGGGUGAAGCCUUCUCUACUGACAGUUUGGUGUUCCAGUGUGAAGUGACGGAUGGCCAAUACACGGAUUGGAAUUACACAUGGUUCAGAGAGGACAAGCCGAUCAACACGUCUCGCUCUGUGAAAUACAAAGUCACACCGAGCAAUGAUCCAGACCAGAGCUCGUACAAGUGUCAGGGCAUUCGUACUGGGAGACCGACAUAUUCCAAAAUAAGUACAUCUCACAAGACGAAAAACCUACUUUUGAAGAGGAGGGUGCUUCUUUCCAUCACUGGCGUUCUCUUCUUUGGCAUCGUUUUCGUCUUGCUUGGAUGCAUCAUUCUCAAAGUCACCCGCAAACCAGCUGCUCCUGAUGAGAAACCAGACGAGGCCAACCUGUUUCUCACCAUGGCUCAGCUAAAAGACUGUUCUGACGCACCCUGUCCACUGGUCGAAUACAUCACUGAUGCGGAUGUGAACCCACCACCGAAAGAAGGAGAUGAGAAUGGCACAAUUUGCAGCGAAACAACACCAUUACCAAUAACCUCGCCAGAGGACAAAGCUGUGACGAGUGACAACCAUGACACCACAGAAAACAACGGCGGUCUGGUUUCCUUUCAGCAAUGAGUCGCUGAAGCUGUCGUUGCAUCAUUUUAGUGGACAACUAUAAACAAGUCAGCGCACUUGUUUCAGCCCUCUGUGGAUUUAAUGUCAUUACAAACCACAGAACAACAUUUUUGGAUAAGAGAGACUAUCUUGAUACUGUGCAAUCAUCACCACCGUCUCAAUCACUGCACAUCUAUUACUCAGCUCAAUAUGGUCUGUCACCUUGUUUACAUUUAAGUACAGCUGAGGAUCAUUAUGUUAUUUUAAGUAGUUUUAAAGGUCAACCAUUUUCGAACCCCUCCUGGUAAGACCUGUGUGGACAUGUGGAAACUUGUCUCAUCUGCAGUGCUGGAUAGAAUUUGUAAAAAUUAAUUAGGAUUCAUUCUUUGGACACCACAAAUACCAAAAUUAACAGGAAUUCAUUCCAUAGCUGUUGAGAUAUCACACUCUGGAGAUAGUUAGCGUCCAACUGUGUGUAAAUUUGUUCCAUACACAACAGGACUUGGCAGCCCAAACCUGUUCAGGAAUUGUACAUAUUUUAAUUCACAUCAUUUGACAGCACUGUCAAAUUUGAAACAUUAUUUGUGUGAUAAUCAUUAAUAAUUAUUGUAUGUACCGGUACUAUAAAUAUGUCAUUACCUGUAGGAGAGCUUAGUCCGAUCAGCCACAACAAUAAAGUCACCAGCCUGAUAUCACAUAGGUCCCCUUUAUGCUGAAAAAAUGGAUCUGACUCGCUGCAAUAUGGACCUGUAGCGGUGUCCUGUGGUGUCUGGCACUCGGAUGCUGGCAGCCUUUGUAGAUUGGGAUUAUUCUGGUGCAUCCCACAGAUGCUUGACUGGUUUGAAAUCUUGUCUUUCGGCUCUUUGUAGUGUUUCUGGAGCCAUACCCGAGCAGCUGUGCUUCGUUGCCCUCAUUCAAUGCCAUGUUAAGGUGGAUAGUAUGUGUAACAGUACAUCCACAUUAAAGCCAGAACCCAAGAUUCACCAGUAAUAGACUGCAUUGUAAUGGGAUGAGCAAUAUUAUUUACUUCAGCUGUCAGUGGUUUUAACGUUGUGGCUCACCGGUGCGUUCAGCCUCCAUCAGUUUUUCAGUUCUGUGUACAAACACCAGAUGUCAGUAAAUAUAACAUCUCCAAAGCUUAUUAACGCUGUAAAUGGUUCAGCAAUGAGUGUUACCGCUUUUAAAGUGACUGGUUGGAUAUUGUUUGAUAUAUUUAUCUAGAAAUGCAAGCAUUUUGUUUCUCUCUAUGAAAAAGUCAAAAUAAAAGUAUAAAUUGUA
Acanthochromis polyacanthus (spiny chromis) is the source of this 5441-nucleotide messenger RNA. Its product is annotated as titin. The record is from RefSeq and is a predicted model, not a curated record. The coding region runs from base 861 to 4184 and encodes 1107 amino acids. Lineage: Eukaryota; Metazoa; Chordata; Actinopteri; Pomacentridae. The transcript has 19 exons. Gene Ontology annotation, molecular function: transmembrane signaling receptor activity. Gene Ontology annotation, biological process: cell surface receptor signaling pathway.